AUGGGCUUCACCAUGUGGCUGGUCGGGUGCGCGAUCCUCAUGCUGGGCCAGAGGGACCUCCAGCUGCCCAUGGAGAUCAAGGCCGCGUCCCGUGCUGCGAUCACCGAGGCCGUGGGCGAGACACUCCCCUCGAUCCUGGGCUCGCACCUCGGGGCUGCUGUGGAAGCGGCUACCAAACCCGUGCUUGGCCGCAGCCAGGAGUCCUUUGAUAAGCACUUUGCUGAGAUGGUUCCGAAGUUUCAGUCAGUCAAUGGGAAGAUCUCGACCCACGGGAUCACGAUUCACGACCUGGUGAAGCGACUCGGGCACCUCGAGAAGCA
This is a messenger RNA of Prorocentrum cordatum, 320 nucleotides long. NCBI's taxonomy places the organism in Eukaryota, Dinophyceae, Prorocentrales, Prorocentraceae. The record is from the annotation of a GenBank genome assembly.